CUCUGUCUGUCACACACACACACUCCAGUACCCCCACGCUUUCGGCACAUUCUCCUCGCGCGAGAGGGGGGAGGAGAGGGGAGGGGGGAGGAGCGAGAGCGGAGCGAUGGGCUCGCCGGGGCAUGGGGAUGCGGCGGAGAGGGACAUCGACGAUCUCCCACGGAACGACGCCAACUACACGGCGCUGACGCCGCUCUGGUUCCUGGAGCGCGCCGCCGUGGUCCACCCGGACAGGGCCGCCGUCGUGCACGGCCCGGUGAGGUACACCUGGGCGGAGACCUACCGCCGCUGCCGCCGCCUCGCCUCCGCCCUCGCGCAGCGAUCCGUCGGCCCCGGCUGCACGGUCGCUGUGAUUGCUCCAAAUGUCCCGGCACUGUAUGAAGCUCAUUUCGGCGUCCCCAUGUCUGGAGCGGUGGUGAACUGCGUAAACAUCAGGUUAAACGCCGAGACAAUUGCCUUCCUCCUUGACCACUCAGUGGCAGAGGUCGUCAUGGUGGACCAGGAAUUCUUCACCCUAGCUGAAGAGUCCCUGAAGAUACUGGCCGAGAAGAAGAAAUGGUCGUUCAGGCCCCCGAUCCUGAUCGUCAUCGGCGACCCGACCUGCGAUCCGAAGCCUCUGCAGUACGCUCUGGGGAGAGGAGCGAUCGAGUACGAGGAGUUCCUGAAGACCGGUGACCCGGAGUUCGCCUGGAAGCCGCCCAAGGAUGAAUGGCAGAGCAUCGCGUUGGGUUACACCUCCGGGACUACUUCGAGCCCCAAGGGCGUCGUGCUGCACCACCGUGGCGCCUAUGUCAUGGCGCUCGGUGUCGCCAUGGUUUGGGGGAUGCCUGAGGGAGCUGUGUACCUGUGGACUCUGCCCAUGUUCCAUUGUAAUGGUUGGUGUUACACUUGGGCAAUGGCUGCGAUGUGUGGAACCAACAUAUGUCUUCGCCAGGUGAGUUCAAAGGCGAUAUACUCUGGCAUAGUGAACCAUGGAGUGACACACAUGUGCGCCGCGCCGGUCGUCUUCAACAACCUCAUCAACGCUCCGGCGAGCGAGACCUUCCUGCCGCUCCCGCGCGUGGUCAACAUCAUGGUGGCCGGAGCCGCCCCGACGCCGUCGCUGCUCGCGGCGCUGUCGAUCCGCGGCUUCCGCGUGACCCACACGUACGGGCUGUCGGAGACGUACGGCCCGUCGACGGUGUGCGCGUGGAAGCCGGAGUGGGACAGGCUGCCGCUGGAGGAGCGGUCGCGGCUGCACUGCCGGCAGGGCGUGAGGUACGGGGCGCUGGAGGGCCUCGACGUGGUGGACCCGAAGACGAUGGCGCCGGUGGCCGCCGACGGAAAGUCGUACGGGGAGAUCGUGAUGCGGGGCAACGCCGUGAUGAAGGGCUACCUGAAGAACCCCAAGGCGAACGCGGAGGCGUUCGCCGGCGGGUGGUACCACUCCGGCGACCUUGGGGUGAAGCACCCCGACGGGUACAUCGAGGUGAAGGACCGGAUGAAGGACAUCAUCAUCUCCGGCGGGGAGAACAUCAGCAGCCUGGAGGUGGAGAAGGUGCUGUACGCGCACCCGGCGGUGCUGGAGGCGUCGGUGGUGGCGAGGGCGGACGAGCAGUGGGGGGAGUCGCCGUGCGCGUUCGUGACGCUCAAGGAAGGCGCCGACAGCUCCGACGAGGCGGCGGUGGCCGGCGACAUCAUGCGGUUCUGCAGGGAGAGGAUGCCGGGGUACUGGGUGCCCAAGUCGGUGGUGUUCGGGCCGCUGCCCAAGACGGCGACGGGGAAGAUCAAGAAGCACGAGCUGAGGACCAAGGCCAAGGAGCUCGGCCCCGUCAAGAAGAGCAGGAUGUGAGCUCCUCUUUUGCCUCUGCACUCGGCUGGUUGCUGUCGUCGUUGUGUUCUUCGGAUAAAAGGAUUUGGGUUGCAAUGCUGUUGUAUGUAAACUGUUCCGUCAAAACUGAUGUCCCCAUCGCGUUUGUUUC
This is a messenger RNA of Oryza sativa Japonica Group (Japanese rice), 1961 nucleotides long. RefSeq names its product acetate--CoA ligase CCL3. The record is from RefSeq and is a predicted model, not a curated record. NCBI's taxonomy places the organism in Eukaryota, Viridiplantae, Streptophyta, Magnoliopsida, Poales, Poaceae.